Callorhinchus milii (elephant shark) is the source of this 2247-nucleotide messenger RNA. It is a transcript of the gene chga, whose product is annotated as chromogranin A. The record is from RefSeq and is a predicted model, not a curated record. Gene Ontology annotation, cellular component: chromaffin granule. NCBI's taxonomy places the organism in Eukaryota, Metazoa, Chordata, Chondrichthyes, Chimaeriformes, Callorhinchidae. The transcript is spliced from 7 exons. Gene Ontology annotation, biological process: negative regulation of catecholamine secretion; negative regulation of insulin secretion; defense response to bacterium. Bases 335 to 1801 code for a protein of 488 amino acids.
CAGCAAUCCAAGCUGUGUGCCACACAGUCUGCAGUGGAGCAACUCAAAACCAUCAUCCCUCCUGCUCUCUUUGAAGCUCAGCUUUUUUUUUUAUUACACAGUGUGUGUGUGUGUGUGUGUGUUUCUAUUUGCCCUUGAACUUCCAAACGCUUGCUGGCUUUUGUAGAGUUAUAGAUUUUCUUUCAACAAAACAAAAUUACACACACAUAUUUGGCAACAGCUGUGCUCAGCAGAGAGAGAGAGAGAGAGAGAGGAUCAAGAAGAGGGGGGGUGGGGAGAGGAUAAAAUAGGAUAUUAUAUAUAUAUUGCAUGUCUUCAAGUUCUGCAUAAAAAAAUGAUUGCAAGAGGAAUCUUCACUUUUCUGCUCUUCACCUGCACAGCCUUGUCAUCCCCUGUCCCCAAUGUUCAUUCAAAAGCUGAUGCUAAGGUAAUGAAAUGCAUUGUCGAGGUCAUCUCUGACAUCCUCUCCAAACCCAGUCCUUUACCAAUCAGCGAGGAGUGCAUGGAAGCUCUCAGAAAAGAUGAGAGAAUCAUCUCAGUGCUUCGUCACCAGGAUUUGCUAAAGGAACUGCAAGAACUUGCAACUGAAGGUGUCAGUGAGAAAGCAUUGGAGGAAAAGCAAACCAAGGAUUACAUGGAAGAGCUCUAUGCAGCCAAGAGUCAGGUCGACAAAAAGAUUUCAGCAGAUGAAUCAUCCGAUAGCCCUGGAGAGCACUGGCAAGGACCAACUUCUGAGGCAACAGAAAGAAAGGUUGUGGAGGAUGAUGUGCAGGAUGAGAAAGACGUAACUCAGAGCAGCACGGAAACCAUGGAGUCAAACCUAAAUGGAGGUGUUUCUGCAGAUAGAAAUGGUCCGUCUACAGAAUCAAUCAGUGACAUAAUUAGUAAACUAACGCAGAGAGAGAGGAAACGUCUAGCAAAAGACAAGCUGAUGAAGCUCAACCUCAGAGAAAAUGAGUCGUCUGAGGAAAUGUCCCCCGAUCACGAUGAGAAGCAGGUUGGAGAGGAACAAGAACCAGAACAAGACGAAGAUCGGGAAACACAGAGAAAGGAAACGAUCGAAGUGCGACCAGCAAAGAGUAGUGAAAAGUACGAGGAAGAAGUGACCACUGAGGAGUUAACUAAUAAUGAUGAUGAACAAGAAGAAGAAGAAGAAGAAGAAGACAAGCCGGUCGAGGAAUCCAAAGAAGAUGGAAGCCAAAGUGUACUCAGGAGACAUGGCUCAAACAGGGACCGUUCAGAGGCAGAGCAGGACAGAGACUUGUCGGUCGAAGAACUCCAGGCAAAUGACAACAGCAGAAGCGAUCCUGAAUUGGAAGACGAGGAGUUACGAGAGGAUGACAACUUGAACCAGCAAAAGAAGAGCGAGGAGAAGGAGAGCGGACUGUCUGAAGAGUGGGAAGAGAACAAAAGAUGGAGCAAAAUGGACGAGCUGACUCGGGAGCUAAACUCGAAUAAGCGCGACGAAGUCAGCGAGGAGAAAAGCGAUCAAUCUAUGCUGGCGGAAAGGCAGCGAUCCGCAGAGUCUCGAACUCCCAAAGCUCACAAUAAAUACAGCAAAUUCAGAAACUCCUGGGAAGAAGCCAUGUAUCAGCCCAGCGAGAACAGCCAAGAGAGAAGGUACAAUAGAUUCCUGAAACUACACAAGAAUGAGAAAAGACCUGAAAUGGAGGAGAAAAAAGACGAGGAGGGAAGUGCAAGUAGAAGAAAUGAGGAACAGGAACUCGAGAGCCUCGCCCAGAUUGAAAACGAGCUGGAAGAUGUCGCGUGGAAACUACACGAGAUCAGGCAACGUUAUUAAACAGCGCGGAACCUUAGCGAUGAAGCAAUCCAUCAGCACCUUUCAAAGGCCAUUUGAGAAGUGAUAUUCCGAUCUAGACGACCAGCAAUAUGUGUUUUCUGGAUGUGUGUGUGUGUUCCCUUUCCCCUCUCCCCCACCCCUCCCUUUUGAGGAGCUGUAUUCUCUCGCUUAUGAAAUAAUUUUUGCACCAUUUGAUCUAAUGAAAAACCCACCGACCCUCAGUUUCACCACUUUUUUCUACAAUAGCCAGACUGGCUCGCUCUAUUUUACGUUGUAGUUUAAAAAAAAAUGCAGUGGCUUUUUAGAAAUACUCCAUUUGGUGGGGAAAAAAAAGCAUUUAAAAUUCCUGUUCUACUUGGUGAGUGCUCAACCCCAAGUCCGAUGGAUUGUAUUGUACAUUCUAUAAACAAUUUAUGUAAUUUAAAAUAAAACAAACUUUUAACCCA